Zingiber officinale is the source of this 1730-nucleotide messenger RNA. Its product is annotated as probable serine/threonine-protein kinase PBL16. Gene Ontology annotation, biological process: protein phosphorylation. The record is from RefSeq and is a predicted model, not a curated record. The coding region runs from base 340 to 1566 and encodes 408 amino acids. The transcript is spliced from 7 exons. NCBI's taxonomy places the organism in Eukaryota, Viridiplantae, Streptophyta, Magnoliopsida, Zingiberales, Zingiberaceae. Gene Ontology annotation, molecular function: ATP binding; protein kinase activity.
UCCACCUUCACCUGUUGGGUCUCCAUGGACGGCGCUACUCGGUCCACCACAUCCAAAUGCUCCCCUUCCCCAUCAUUGCUUCACUAGACCAUGAAAUGAAAGCUCCACCCACUCGUCUCCACUUUGCAGCCAGUCUGCGACCAGGAGGUCCGUCAUAAGCAUUCGUCAAUAAAUCUGUAGCGAUUCAAGAGCAGCAGCCCCGUGCGCUUCCUUCACCGAAAGGAGUGAGCUUUGGUCGUGGAUGCCAUCCUAUCUCUGUCCUCAACCCUACUUGUGAAAAAGAUCAUCUUUGGCUGAUCUCGCGCCUGGUGAGUUGUAUUGGUAGUUCCUGGAUAAUUAAUGGGUAACUGCUGGGUCAGAGGGAAGACAUCCGUCUACGGAGUGUCAUCCAGUGCCAAGUCAGAAUGCCCAAGACUCCAGACACAUGUUGUGAGACAAGAGGAGAAGGAAGGUAGCAAAUUGCCUUCAAACCCUGAGGAAGUUGAGGAUUUGCGACGGGAUACAGCAGUAAAUCCCCUCAUAGCCUUCACUUUCAGUGAGCUGAAGCUAAUCACAGGGAAUUUUAGGCAGGAUCAUGUUUUGGGUGUUGGAGGAUUUGGUAGAGUUUACAAAGGUAUGAUCAGCGAAGAUCUCAGGGAUGGGCUGCAACCCCUUCAAGUAGCAGUGAAAGUCCAUGAUGGUGAUAACAGUCAUCAAGGUCAUAGGGAAUGGCUGGCUGAAGUUAUAUUCCUCGGGCAACUUUCUCAUCCAAAUUUGGUCAAGUUGAUUGGUUACUGCUGCGAAGAUGAGCAUCGAGUCCUAGUUUAUGAAUUCAUGGCUAGAGGCAGUGUGGAGUCCAAUCUCUUCUCAAGUAUUUCUUCAGGAGUACUGCUUCCCCUUCCUUGGUCUAUCAGAAUGAGAAUAGCAUUAGGUGCUGCAAAAGGGGUUGCUUUCCUUCAUGAAGCCAAGAAGCCAGUCAUUUACCGUGAUUUCAAGACAUCAAAUAUUUUGCUAGAUCAGAUAUGCAAACUGUGUUUGUCUACUGCAACCCUUGAAUGUGGUCCAUGGGAAGUUCAACCAAUGCAGUCCUACCUUUGCAUCCAGCAGCAUUUCACACAAGAAUACAAUGCAAAGCUUUCUGAUUUUGGCCUUGCAAAAGAUGGACCAGAGGGCGAUAAAUCUCAUGUCACUACCCGAAUAAUGGGCACUCACGGAUAUGCUGCACCUGAAUAUAUUAUGACAGGGCAUUUAACUGCCAUGAGCGAUGUCUACAGCUUCGGCAUCGUCCUUCUUGAGUUGCUCACUGGACGAAAAUCGCUGGACAAGUCUCGGCCGGUCCGCGAGCAGAUGCUUGCUGACUGGGUCGCUCCGUUACUUACCCAAAAGAAGAAAGUGCUCGGCAUGGUGGAUCCGAGACUGAGCGGAGACUACCCAGAUAAAGCAGUGCAAAAGAUAGCGAUGUUAGCUCACCACUGCCUCAACCGCAACCCAAAGGCGAGACCCUUCAUGAGAGACAUCCUCUCCUACCUGGAACCUCUACAGAUAGCUGAGGAUGUCCCGACCACAAUGACAAUCAUUAAUCCUUAGCUUCUUUUUUUUUCCCCUCCUUUUUACAAUGUAUAAAUUAAACAACUAGGUGGAUACUGAGUUAGGAUUUGAGGUUUUUGAACUGAAUUGUAGGUUGGGUGAGUGAACAUGAUAUAAAUUGCAAUAAUCAUUCGAAUAAAAAGAUAAAAUAACUUUGUACUUCA